Messenger RNA from Ixodes scapularis (black-legged tick), 441 nucleotides. RefSeq lists its product as uncharacterized. Lineage: Eukaryota; Metazoa; Arthropoda; Arachnida; Ixodida; Ixodidae. The record is from RefSeq and is a predicted model, not a curated record. Gene Ontology annotation, cellular component: extracellular region. The coding region runs from base 1 to 441 and encodes 146 amino acids. The transcript has 3 exons. Gene Ontology annotation, molecular function: chitin binding.
AUGAAGAUCCUGGUCGUUUUCGCAGCGGUUGGCAUCGCAGUUCUUGCUCUACCAAAAAGGGCUAAGAGGGAAGCGUACGUGCUUCCGGAUGGCGCCGAGUUCAUCGUUGGUGGUUUCCGGACUUCCUUCACGUGUCCCGCCAAGAACGGCUACUUCGCCGACGUGGACAACAACUGCCAGAUCUUCCACGUGUGCAACGUGGUUAAUUACCCCGACGGAAAGACAGAGGUGCAGCAGUACAGCUUCUUCUGCGGCAACCAGACCGUUUUCAGCCAGCUCAGCCUGACGUGCACCUUCCCAGAGGAGGCCGUGCCGUGCAACAAUGCGCCGGACUUUUUCUACGUGAACGACAACAUCGGCAUCGAGAAGGCGCCAUUCCUGACCGACAACGAUGUCCAGAGGGCAUCUCAGCUCAUUCCACUGUACAAGUCCAAGGCUUGA